Molecule: messenger RNA, 1277 nt
Organism: Neurospora tetraspora
Lineage: Eukaryota; Fungi; Ascomycota; Sordariomycetes; Sordariales; Sordariaceae
Exons: 1
Coding region: 106-1044 (312 amino acids)
Source: RefSeq, a predicted model, not a curated record
CGUGUGGUGGAGGAACUGGAUAGCGAUGACGGCGUUGGGGGGUUGGUUUCAAAAGCUUCGGGUAAAAGAUUUGCUAGCGAUCCCCUUCGGUUCACGGGCAUCGACAUGGGCAAUAAAGACGGUGGUGGCGCGAGGUUACGGGGAAAACAGACCUAUGGGGCAGACACGACAGACGAUGAUUCGGAGGAUUCUGCGAGCGAUGAGGAGGACAGUGUCCACCUCGAGUCUGCCCUCGCACGAAUUCGCCGGGCUCAGGCAAAGGGCAAGGCCGACGUCAAGCUGACAAAGGACGAACUGGCAGCUCUCGAACGGUAUCAACGACGUCAGAACGGCGAAGAGCGGAAGAAAAAGGAGAAGCGGAUCGCGGUACCGCUAGGUGCUCUUGCCCAAAUAGAUGCACCUCGGAGCUCCUCUCGUGGGGAACCUUCGCGAACCCCGCGGGAACAGUCACCAGUUCCUCCGGCACGUCUUCCCAGCGGGUCAACAACUACCGCCGAGAGGGAGCAGAGCUCCUCGCCUUUUAAUUAUUCGUACGUCAAAGACCAACCCGCUGGUACCAUUCGGCGUUCUCGAGAUUCUCCUUCCUACGGCGACAUAUCUCCUGGAGCCACGGGCAGUUCUCCCCACCACGAUGUUUCGCGGCAAGCUUCUUCAAGCGGAAGCGGAGCUGAUCCCUUCCAGUACUUGCAUCCCGGUGGUACCACUCGCCCCACUUACACAGGCGACUACAGGAGUCGGACAACAACAUCAGACAGACACCGGACGACCAGCGAUCUAAGCCCGGGCGACCAUUCGGCGGGCGAGGAAGACAAGCACCGGCAUUCAUCGAGGAUCAGCAGUUCCGCCGGGAGGAGCACCAGCCAUUAUGACCGAUCGGAGCGUGCGAGAGAGCGACGGGUCGCUGAGGAGCAAGCCAACGAGAUCAUUUCUUCUUCGUCUAAGAGGACGUCUGGCGACCCGCCCUCAAUCGUCAAGCGGAAGGAGAUGUUGACUGGUAGUUCUUCCAAGUCAUCAUCUUCUUCCAAGCGCAGAAGUCGUGGUUGAGAUGGUUACUUGUUUACUUGGGACCUCUGGUUAUGAAAUUGGUUGCACUCGGACAGGGCAAAACAAAAGAAACAGGGGGGCUGGCUAGCUCGAUGUCUUGUGUGUGUGUGUAUUGCGUCGAUAGAUAUAGUAGUUUGUGGUUCUUAAUAUUUAUUCUCCUAUUCACGCUUCCCUUCCGCUGCCUGUCGAAUCUCGUGAUGCUUCUUUUCCAUCAAAUCCAUAUGUAAUGAAAU